ACAAAAUCUUCAAGUUUUCCUUCGUCUUGUCUCGUCGUGUGCGUACAAAAAAUAAAAGAAAGAGAAUCCCGUAAUAAUAUUACAAAAAAACCUAAAUGCUGCAUUGAAUAUUUGACAUUGUAUUUAUUAGUGGUUUCAGGCUACUAGUAGUUAUGAUUAAAACAGUGUGGUGAUAAAUGAGAAGUGACAAAGUGCAUCGUUGAUCAUAUUAUAAUAAAAUGCGUUGUUUUGUAUAUUAGCUAAAAACGAAGAACUGAGGAAUCAUGUUUCGCAGUCGAAGUUGGUUUGGCGGUGCAUGGGGAAGGCCCAAGAACCCUCAUUCUUUAGAAAGAUUGAAGUAUUUACAUAAUAUCCUCUGCAAGAAUACUACUGUGUCUGAAAGUAAUCGGGGCACUUUGGUGGAAUCAUUGAGGUGUAUUGCGGAAAUAUUGAUAUGGGGAGAUCAAAAUGACAGCUCAGUAUUUGAUUUCUUUUUGGAGAAAAACAUGCUAUCAUACUUCUUGAAAAUUAUGAGACAAAAGUGUGGAGGUUCGUCUUUUGUGUGCGUGCAAUUGCUCCAAACAUUGAACAUCCUUUUCGAAAACAUAAGAAAUGAAACAUCACUAUAUUAUUUAUUGAGUAACAAUCAUGUUAACUCAAUAAUAGUCCACAAAUUUGAUUUUUCUGAUGAAGAAGUGAUGGCAUAUUACAUAUCCUUCUUGAAAACUCUGAGCUUAAAAUUGAAUAACCACACUAUACACUUCUUUUAUAAUGAGCACACCAAAGAUUUUCCUCUUUACACUGAAGCAAUUAAAUUCUUCAACCACAGUGAAUCCAUGGUUCGUAUUGCAGUUCGGACUCUCACAUUGAAUGUUUACAGAGUUCAAGAUGCAAGCAUGUUAAGAUUUAUCAGAGACAGGACUGCUGCACCAUACUUCAGCAAUUUAGUUUGGUUUAUCGGCAAACACAUAUUGGAAUUGGAUGCAUGCGUCAGAAAUGACGCUGAUCACCAAUCUCAACAAAAACUAGAUGAUUUAGUAGCAGAACACUUAGACCAUUUACAUUACAUAAAUGAUAUCCUUUGCUUGAAUAUACCGGAUCUAAAUGACGUAUUGACGGAGCAUCUAUUGCAUAAACUACUUGUUCCCCUUUAUAUUUACUCCUUGACAUCGGAAUCGACGAGACGAUUACCAACCUCAUCCCCAUACAACAGAGACCACAUACAGAGCAUUGAAGCCAUCACAAGGAACUUAGAAGCCAUUUUAAAAGGAAAAAAAACCGACCACUCGCCUACUAGAAUGACUUUCACCAGACACAGGGUUGAAAUAGACGAUGAGUCAAAACCGUCAGUAUCAUGUGUAGUCUCCUUAUUUCUGUUGUCACAAGUUUUCCUUAUAAUAACCCAUGGACCAAUCGUGCAUGCGUUAGCAUGGAUUAUAUUACAAUCAGAUUUAUCAGUGUUUGAAGAUGGUGCCACGAAGAUACUCGAAAUGUAUAUAAGCAAUGCUAAAUCGAAUUUCAAAUUGGAAUUCUCGAAGCCCCAAAUGAGCUUAGAAAAAGCAUUAGAAAAUAACUCUGGUCACGAAAGAGAUUACACUACCCCAGAAUACGGCGGUCCAAAGCCUUUUGGGUAUGAGGAUAAGGAUACGGACCAAUCUAGCUGUGAUCUCGAUCCCGAAUUAGUGUCGACCUCUUUGCCGUCCACGUCGCAUAUUAGCGAGACCUCCAGUAUAGCGCAUGACUCCACCGAAGACUUAGUGACGCAGAUACAGUCGAUAAAAUCAAACGCCACUGUAAAAGAAAACAUGCCUGAUUCUCCGUUACCCGAUUCUGGUAUAGACUCGAGUUCGUCCAAAACUGUUCCAGAAUUAAACAAUAUAACGGAUGAAGAGAAACAGAAGCUUCUUGGAGUGACGUCCACUGCGGUAUCGGAAAGAUCUAUGACGUUAGAGACAAUAUUGGAGAGAGAGAAUAGAGAAAUAGAAAAAAGGCCUUUCCUGAAAACUAUUUUAGACUCAUUGGAUUGCAGCGAAAACGAUUACAAAGCGCUGUUUGCCUUAUGUUUACUUUUUGCGCUAAUAAAUAACAAAGGUGUGAACACGGAAUUGUUGGACACUUUAUUAUGCCCAGAGAUAGAAGGAAAUUCAAACGAAUCGAACAGGCCCGGAAGUAGCCAAACAGAGGCUACUGAAUUAAGAAGCGAACAAAAUACGCCGACCCCAUCGCAUUCAAGGCAACAAAUGCAGAGUUUCAACACACUACUCAUUUCGAAACUGAUGGCCAUCGCAAACUUGAGUUGUAAACCAGCGUCCAGAGUCCGCCUAGUGACAUUAGAGUUGAGCGUUACUUUAGUCCGUAUCGCGAUGCAAGGUGCCAGCGGAGUCGCCGGCGCCCGCCACAUUGCGUCCACGGAAGCGCUACGAAGCCGCGCGGCUGCACUCGCAAGAAACUUCUACAAAUGCGAUGACAUCUUUCUGGAUAUGUUCGAAGAUGAGUAUUGCGAGAUGAGCAAACGCCCCUUGAACGUGGAGUGGCUGUGUAUGGAUGCGGCGAUACUGUUGCCGCCUACGCGAACCCCAAUGUCUGGCAUCGCCUUUGCGAAACGAUUGCCCAGUGGAGAGAUGGAGAGAGCAAGGCGAGCUAUAAGAACAUUUUUCCUCAUACGUGAUUUGUACCUAAAGUUAACUGGCAAACAAGAAACUCAGUUACCGCUGACCAAUCCAGUGCCCUUUGUGCAAGUUGGAGAUGUUUUGGACCUAAAUGAUUCUGAUCUCAUAUCGUGCGACAUAAUCCAAAAGGACGGCACUUGGCACCAUCGCUUCUUGGCAGUCGAUAACAUACAGAUAAUCCUAGUGGAGCCCGACAAACAGAGGCUUGGAUGGGGAGUGGCGAAGCUAGUUGGCAGCUUACAAGACUUGGAGAUACAAGGUGACAAAGAGGAUCCUCGGUGCCUCCACCUCACUAUUCACAAGCCCCGUGUGGGUGCAAGUGGAGCGUUACCAAGGACAGUUCUACUAAGGGCCAAGUUCAAAUUCGACGAUCAUAUACGCAGUAUGGCGGCUAAACAAAGACUCACCAAGGGUCGCACAAAAUCGCGGCAGAAGAAAAUGCAGCAGAUCGGGCGUCUUCUAGAAGUUUCUGGGGUUUCUGCGCCGGCUCUCGCGCCUCGACACCGCCCACUGUUCUCUCGCCCGGGACUGACUGCUAUCAGAAGGUCUACGGGUACCGACGGCGAUGAAAGCGAUCGUCGCUUGCGCAGACCAAGCGCGCACAUGCUCAAAGACGGCAUAGUCGUUUAUAGAGAGCGGACUACUAGCCGGGAGAGGUUAGUCAACGGGUUGCUCAAUUUUAGUCUAUCAAGAAGCAGUAGCACACAUGGAUCUAGAGAGGCAUCGCCACGUGCGCGAUCCGAAGAGAUCCCCUUAGAAGAUAUUAGGAGGAAUGCCGCAAAAGCGUCGACUAAGCCCGUAGUUGCAGUAACGCAGUCUCAACCUAGUACGUCGACCCCUAUACCUAAGAUGGCCGCCAGUUCUUCAGAAGAGACCUCCUUUAUUUCAGGCGAACCUCGUCCGAAACGCAAGGGUCUAAUCGAGACUAUUUGAUAUUAGCUCAAUAACACCUAGAAACAUAUAAGGUAAAGUCAUGACAUCAUAAUCUGAACUCUAUUUAUGUAGAAAAAAAGGUUAAAAUAAAAUGACGGACGCUUUGAAAAAGCUUAGGUAUGAGUGAAUAUUGCUGCGUUUAUAAGAAUGAAUUAAUCAUGAAUAUAAAUGAAAAGAGCUGUAGUAAGAUACGAAUUAUUAUCACCGAAGUUUGUGCCAGAAAGUAAUAGGAAUUGUUUAAAUGAAUAAUGUAGAAAGUAAUUUAACGUAAAAUAUUGUUCUAAUAUAAAAAAAAAGUACUUUACUAUGCCAUAUUUUAUAAUUGGUAUUCUUAAACAGUGAAUGCCAAUAAAAAAGAAUCUAUAAAAUAAAUAAUAAUAUUUUAUUAAUUUGUUUAGUACAUACAAUAAUAAAUUAGUAUAUUUUCAAAAUUCCGUAUUAAACAUUCGUUUUAAAUCGCCAAAUUUGUUACUUACACAUAUUACGUGAAUCGCUUAAAUUGACUCAUGAUAUUUUUACGAAAUAUUGCCCCUUUUUAGUACGCUUUGGUGCAAUCCAUAACAAAAUUAUUUUAACAAAAACAAAUAAAUUAACAACUUGUCCUAAUAUUCAAUCCUUUGUGAUUUAUUUGCUGUGUUUAACAUUUAAUUAAGUAUUAUAUUAAGACAAAAAUAGUAGUCUUGAAACUGAUAAUAAUAAGUUUUAACAAUAAUGUAUUUUUUUAUAAUUUCUUUGUAGUUAGUGAAUAAAAUAUAUUUAUAUUAACUCGAAAAAUAUUUAUUUUUUAAUUUAGUUCUCAUGGAAUCGCCGUCCAUUCAUUUAAUAUUACUGUCUAUUAUAUAAUGGAAAAAAGUUACUAUUCCCUUAAAACUGUUGCACCGUGUUUAAAUUUACUAAGUACAUUUUUUUUCUUUUUGUAUUUCGUAGCAUACUAAUAACAAAUAGAAUAAAUAACAUGUCAUACAUAAAAUAAGAUUGAUAGUAGGUAUAUAGUUAGGUGUAGAAUAUAAUGAAUGUUGAAUAAUUGUAAAUGAACGAUAUUUUUAUAAAGAUGUCUAGGGUUCUCUAGUAACGUCCGGAUUUUCCUGUACUAUACUAAUAAGGGGACUUUUUAAGUUGAAAUUAAAAUACUGUUGAAAUGAUAAAACGACCCGUUACCUAUUGUUCUAAAUGAUUUUUCGGCGUUUUUUUUUUGAGUAAUUUGUAAAUGAAAUAUUUUAAAUGAUAUUUUAAGUUCUAUGUUCGAAAAGUAAAAUAAUUACUGUUCCUAUCAUCAUAGAUCACCAAAAGUUUUAUAUACACCGUGUUCCUGAGGAUAUACAUUAACUUUGAAUAAUACUUCUAUAGCUCUUGUUAAACAUAUCGUACAAGGAAAGGAGUAGUUUAAAUAGCAUACUUUUUAAGUUAUUGGUAAUUUAAGUUUAACCAACUUAAUUGUGUUGUGCAGUGAGAAAGUCUUUAUCUGUGAGAUGUUGCCACUUUGUGCAACCAAAACUACCAAACUGUCAACUCUUUGUCAAUGGUCAUUAAGUCAUAGUUUCAAAAGUCAAAAUUAUAAAAAAAUAUUGUUGACGUCAAGAAAAGUUUCAAAAAGUUUAUGUGGACAUGUGAACCAAAGUUUCAAAUGCGACGUUGCCAGCUCAGGUAAAGAGUAAUUCAUAUUAGAUAAAUUACAUCUAACCAUUUAGUUUGUAUGAAAAUAAAAAAUGUUAAAGAAAUUGGAAUUCAUAAAAGUGUCCAUAAUAAAAAAUGAUCAAUUUAAUAGUCUGAAUAACAUGCCAAAGUUAGUGUAUAACCUCAGGAACACGGUGUAUAGUACAAGCCUGAACAAAAAAACUAUAGUCUACGUCGCAGCGACGACACUCUUUAUAGUGGUCAUAUAAACAUAUAAUUUGAUAUCAUAAUAUUAAAAGAAACGGUUCAAAUUUAUAUGGAGGGUGGUAGUAAGUCUCCGGCAGAUUACAAUUUUUUGUGAGAUAUAGUGCAUUUAAUUGUAAAUCGUUUGUCAAAAAACUAGAAUUAUAUCUCCGUUUUUUUAAAUUAAUUAUUAUAGUGUUAUCGUUUGUGGCAUGAUUCUCCAAACCCUUAACUUAAAUUUGACAACAGUAUAUCCUUUUCAUGUCUAUAGAAAAUGAAAAGGAGAUACUGAUGUUCGAUUUAGUUUUGAGUCACUAGCGGCCGCCUUCGUACGCGUAGCGUUCGUUAGAAAUAAAGGUUCUCUGCUCGUUCCCCGUAGGUGAUAGUGUGAUAAUAUGUAGUAGUAGCCUUUAACCCGAUUUCUUAAUGCAGUUCUAUUUGAGUUUAUCCCGGACAUACAUACAGACAAAAAUUCUAAAAACUAUAUUUUUGGCUUCGGUAUCGAUUGUAGAUCACACCUCAUGUAUUAUUUUAAAAAAAUAUUCAAUGUACAGUUUGACUUUCCUACCAUUUUAUUAUAUCUAUGAGCCUAUUUUAAAAUUAUUGAUUGGCGAAUUGCAAGUUUAUUUACCAUUUUUUUGUUGCCAAAUAUGAUCAUAUAUAUGAUUGACACCUGCCAUAGUGAUUGAAUUGACGUUAUAAGCUGCCACACACUAAAAAUAUGACGUUAAUUAUGACAGGGUGUCCAUGACAGGGUGGGUGAAAGUAUCUGUUCAUGUUAUAGAAAAAAAACAAGCUUUCAAAUGAUAUAUGUUUCAUCGAUGCCGGAAACCGACUACCACAUUUCUGUCCAUCAACCAUCUCCUUUGUCUAAUAUAUUGACGUUUCGUUUUUAUUACUUUCAGUAGGUGCGUAGUCCUUAAGUUAGAUAGAAACUAAAAAAUAUCUUUGUGAGGUCGCCUUACGGAAAUGAAGUUUAUUUUAGUUGACAAUGAUAAAUUUUAAUAGUACGCUCUAGUAAUAUGGUUUAUUUCACACGUAAUUGGUACUAACCAUGCAUGAUCUUAUUAAUAAAACUAAAACUUUGGAUACAUAGCGAAAAAUUGUAACACUUUAUAGUAAGUACAUAAUAUUCUUAAACCUGUCUAGACUUCAUUUAUAAAAUGAAAUCUCAAUGUAAUUAUUUAAAUAGUAUUUAUGUCUUAGUGGAAUAUUUACAUUUAUUACUUUUAUUCUAUUAUUCUAAACGCACCAUUUGGUUGUUUAAAUUUGUAAUUAAAUAUUAUACUAAAUUUUUGACAUAUUUAAAUAAAUAAAAUUAUUGGUAUAUAUUUUUAUUUGUAUGUGCUGAUUAUGAAAAUUAUUAUAAUGUGGGUAAUCAGUCUUACCACAGUCUAGAUACAUAAACACUGUUUCUCGUUGUACCUACACACCGAUAUGUACUAGACUAGAUAAUAAAAGUGAAAUUGGAUAGCAUUUGAAAAAAACUGCCCAACUUUGAGGCUGACUGUACCAAUUCUGAUCUCAUAUUGUCUCGAGUAGAGCCCUUUUAUUCUAUGUUAAUAAAGUAAAAAAUUUUGGAAUGAAAAUUGGAUUACGCUGCGAUGUUGAUGUAAUUCUAGGUUUCAGUGAGGUUUCCUUGGUGUAUGUUUUGGAUGCGUAUCGCCUUUCCUUAUGUUGUGAUUUUAUUUAAGAUUUGCAAUAAUUAAUUCUUCUAAAUAUUUUUACUAUGUGUAUAGACAUCAAGAGACAUUAUUGUAGAGUUGAAAUGGAAAAUAUAUCACAUGUUACAUUUAUUUAUGUAGUUUUGUUUAUAACAUGCCCAAAAUGCUACACUUUAAUUAUAAAUAACGGACGUUACAAACCUUAGUUUUUCUAACCUUAUAAUUACUAUGAUCUGAUACUACGCAUCCAGAUCGCAUAAUGAGUAUAUAUACUGACCUAAAUACACCGAGUCCACUAACUAUUAAUAUUCAAGUUAAAUUACCCUAUUGAUUGAAGUCUAAGUCUGCGUCUUGGUAUACAUAACCUAUUUACGCAACAAAUUCAAGGGUACUACCUACGUGACCGCUUGUGUGACUUUUUAGGCGCGCCUAAUGAUUAAAGAAGAUUUUUGUGACAAAAAUAAAACUGUUAAACGACGGUCCCUGCCAGUGACUAUUGAACUAACUCCAAAAUUGUUUGCACUUUCUCACUGUAAGCGGUUUUGCAAUUUUAAACUUUAUAUACACACUUAAAAGACUAGUAUUGCCCGCGCAGUAUUCGCGGCCGCCUGAGCAGUCACACGGCUGCGCGCGAUGCCGCUUGCUCGCGAACAUUUUCAUGCGAUACUGGUUAUGUAGCUAGAUAACGUUAAAAAGAAAACACACUGCUAUCAGUGAGAAAGUGCUCAAAACGAUUGCUCAAAAACAAACGUUUCAUGAAUAUGAGCCGUAGAGCUUUAUGUAAUAAAACCAGGGUUGUUGAAAAUAAAACCAUUGUUUCAACUAUAUUUUCAUUCUAAUUUUAUUUGAUUAAUCAUCUGCUCUAUACACAUGAUAUGCACCAAUGCCUAUAAAUUAUACAAACGAUGUAAUGAACCGUACGAGGUAUGACACAAAAUUAUUUAACACACAACGAAACAAUAUUACGAUCCAUUGCUCUUUCAUCACCAAUGAUUUUAACUAUAUAAAAUCUAUUUUAAUAACUUUCAGACAACGUCUUUGAGCGCAUACGCAUACUUCGCCACGCAACAACAAAUUAUAUUAAUUUAUUUUUUUAAAUAAUUUUUUUUAUCUCACUUCGUUCAACACUUUUAAACAACAUUUAAAUCACAGUGCUCCGUAUAAUUAUUAUUCUGUACAUGUACAACUUAGGUACAACCUACAAUGAAGUUACACAAGAAAUUUCGAUGUAAAUAAUUAAUAGUAAACUGCUGUUAGGAAAAAAGGCGAAAUAACUAUAUAGAGCGCUUUACCCAUGGCACCGUAUCCAUUCCACAUUAUGUUUGCGAGUGAAAUUAUUGAACGAAUUUAUAUUAACUAUCUGUAUAAAAGUAUUUGUAUAGUUAGUUAUAUUACACACUAGCAAUGAAAGAAAUAUAUUACAGUUAAAUAUAAAUUAUUCUUAACGUAGCGAAUGUGACAUACUUACAUUGUAAUUUGGUCGGCGCAACUUAUAAAGUACUCAGUAAAUGUAGGCAUCAAUAGCAAAUAUUUUGGAACAUUGAGUAACAACUAAUGUCUUACUUUCGCCAAUUAUUGUACACUUAAAGAAUUUAAAAAAAUGCGUCUUCAUUUAGCUUUAACAGAGACGCUAACGCUGCAUUCAUAAAAGUCAACUAAACUCACAGUGAUAGCGUCGACUUUAAUCAAAAUUAUUGAUGUUUCCGACUCUGUUACAAAAUUAAAUGUGUCUCAUAUCGGUAAUUAAGUAUUUUUACAAAGAACUCCACACAAAGAUGACUCUAAGACGCAUUUUUACUUAAAACUAUGAACAGCUAAUACUUUGCUAUGUAAAGUUAAAAUAAUCUCUAAGUAUAAUAUUACAACCAAAUUAUUAGUAAUAAUUUUAUAUUUUUGUGUCUUCACAAGCAUUUUGAUAGAUAGUUGUGUUGUUUUUUGUACCAAUAAUAAUAUCUUUACGCAUGGAUCUUAGUAAUUUGCAGUUAUUCACACGAUAAACCGAAUAAAUAUUGUAAUUUCCACAAUUAACUUUAUUACGAUAACGACAGCAAUGAAUUGUGAUGACAAUAAAAAAAAAUGGUAUGAUAGUCAUAAUUGUUGUAUAUCAUUGUUAUUGUCCAUUGUAUUGAUCUUUAACAGGAUAUUUUUUCAUAGGUCAGGGCCAAUCAAAGAAAUCUGAUUUCAUGUAGCUACACUACAGCAAGCAACAAGUUAUCCAAAACUGUGUCUAAAUGGAGCUUUUAUCUUGUUUGACAUGAGAUUCAGAAUCGACUAAGAAAAUAUAAUGCUGCAAAGUAAGAUCCAUAUUCUUACAGAUACAUGCCAUGCUGUGAUUUCCAAAAAAGGAACCUUAGGCCUUACACUUACGUUCUAAAAUAAAUUUAACUAUAGAAUUAGCGUAACUUAUAAGCACUUUUAAGGAAACACGUAUAUAGAAGCUUUGACGAUGCAAGCUUGUCUGGAAGCACAUAUGCGCGAAACUCUUAAAGUAAUAUAACUUAUUAGCAACAUACAUAGUAGAAUUUAAGUUUAGCACAAUUCUACAGAAAAUAAGCAAAUAAUUUUCAGAAUAAUUAAUCACACACAAUAGCGUACUGUAUUGCUAAAAGUAUUGUCAUGAAAUUCAUUAUUAGUUCAUAGAAAGCUUUAUAAAUAAAGCGUUGAAUGAAGUAACUUUGAACUUUAGUAAAUGUGUCUAGUAUUUAUGAAGUCCGUGUUUUUCUGACGCUCGAGUUAUCUCUUAAGUAAAAAUAGAGACUAUAUAUUAACGUAUUACCGAUUCAUUGUACCUACCACACACUAAACACUAAAAAUUAAGUAUAUCUUAGUUAGAAGAAACAAAAAUAGAUUUAAUAUUAAACAUAUGAAAAACGUUAUAAAAUAUUAGAUGUAAAUACGGUUUUGUCUCCAUAAACUGUGUUUUUUUUUAAUAAUGGUAAAGCUUACUUCUCCCAUGCUGAUUUCUAUUAUUUUCAUAAACUUAAAAGAUGAUCUUAAAUUAAAAUUGAGCACCGUGCAAUAGAACAGCGCCAUCUCAUGGAAUACGCAGUAAACCAUUGUAAUUUUAUUCUAAAAACUAUGUAGGUGUAGGUAUGUAUGUUUAGUUAAAAGCUAGUGAGACUAAGUAUACGGACCUAGUCUGCAAAAAAUAAUAAAGUAAAAAUGUAUGAAUCCAAAUUUUGAAAUUGAUUGAAAUGCAUUAAAAUUAUUAAAUGCUUAAAGUUAAUAGUUCCCAUAAAAAACCGCUACAUAAUAUUCUCAAUCAUGUAUAAUAAUUUAUAACGAAUAAAUAUAUAUAAGAAUGGUGCCUAGGUAUAAAAAGGUAAUGCAGGUUUCAAUGUUAAAUAUUUUUAUCUAUUAUUAUUUUCUAUAUAUACGCAGACGAUAAAGACGAGGUGCUUUCACUUUCGGAUUUGUUCGAACCUAUGUAUUAAUGAAUUUUAAAAGAUCUCCUGGAAAUAAAUUGAAAUAAAACACACACAAACCUAUUAUUUGAAGAAGAAAACGUAAUUGAUCAUUACCAAAAGUCUCGCAAUAGGGUAUAAGACAAGUUUAAAAAAACGUCUUUACGUCAUUUACUAAUGUUUAUGGAGUCCAUAAAAAGUGAUUUUUAUAAUCUGUUUUGCAACUCAGUAAAAACCUUAUUUAAAUUUUAAUUUUCAAGUUGCCGCGAAAACGUUUCUCUGGACAUUAUGGCGUCUCACUAGUGUGUGACGUCACAUGAUUGUCACUGUCACGUUUUUGAUCACGUGACCAUGUAACUAUAAAAUAUUUUCUAUUUAAUAAGUUUACAGAAAAGUUAUUAAUUAUCUGUUCUUUCAGAAUAGUAAAAUCGCUGCUAAUAUUCAUAUUAAAUACAAUUGCUAACAAUUGGUAUAUAAUUUUUCAUAUUGUCAAAUAACCUAUUGCAAUGAUUUUAAAAAUACAUAAAUCGUGUAUAGUCUACUCGGAAUUAGUAGUUUAGUUUUUAUUAACAUAAAGUUAAAUAAAUCCUUCAUCGGACGAGAACUCAAAAAAGUAUCGUGUGAUCCCAAUGAAACUAUUAAUAAAAUCGAUUAUAUUAUAAUUAGCACGUUACUUACGUCUCGUCUGCAAUAAUUUUCAAAAAUAAAUUAACCCUGUUACCAGUUUAUGUGCGCUUCGAUCGUACAAGCAACAGUUCUAUUACAUACAAUUUUGUAUAAAUAUAGAAAUGUAAAUAAAUUAUUAAAAAUUUUGAAACGACUUCCUAAGUACAAAAUGUUCCUUUUUAAAUAUUUUACUUUUCUUAAAAGUAAUUUUAACGAUUAGCAGAUGAUGGACACACAUUGUUUUUUUGUUAACUGAUAAAAUCCAAUAAAUGGGAUGUCAGGUGUCUUGUGAUCAAUUAUGUAUUAAUUUAUACAAAGUAAUAUCGUCACACAAGCCAGUAAGUCUAAACGAAGCUCAUAUUUUCUCUUAACAUCUAUUUAUGUCAGAUAUACUUAGGUAACUUUACUCUCGAGAAUUUGUAAUAACAUUUAGAUUUUUGAAUAUUUUUUUUUGUAUUUAGUAAUUUAUAGACUACACGGACAAUAUUACUGAUUCCUUUAUGUUUACAAUUCCUAUAACAGUUAUGUAUGUAAGAAUGCGUUACAUUUAGGAACUACUUUAAUGCUGUUUACACACAAAACAAUUUCUAUUUUAUAAGUAUAUGAAACUUUAUAUAAAAAUAUUACGUAUAUUUUGAGUGUUUGUAAAAUGUGUUUGUUGAAGCAUUGCUAUACUGUAUGUCAACAUUUAGAAAUCUUCCAUUUAAAUUUAUUAAGUUACUACUCCUUUAUGUAUGUAGAGUUAAUAUGGAAAUUAAGACAAACCUGAGAACCUUACCUCGAAAAUAAUAAAUGAGUAAUUGACCAUUCUUACAUUUAAAUAAUACAAAAUAACUACUUUUAUUCUGAUUACAAAGGUAUAAUUGACAAAAACUAAUCAAAACCUCUGUUUCGUCACAUAGAAACUUAAUUUCGAAGUGUUACCAUUAUUUAAAACACUUUACUCUCAAAGUGUUGUCAUAAAUAUCGUAUUCUAGCUAAAAUCUGCAGUUAUACACUUUAAUAUUUCACUACUAAAGGUGCAAAUAUUUUCUAAAAUAUAUAGUAUAUUUAUAAACAGUAUGUUAUUAUAUUGUGCCAUAUACAACGCACGUG
Messenger RNA from Chilo suppressalis (striped riceborer), 12267 nucleotides. Lineage: Eukaryota; Metazoa; Arthropoda; Insecta; Lepidoptera; Crambidae. The record is from the annotation of a GenBank genome assembly.